This is a messenger RNA of Diabrotica virgifera virgifera (western corn rootworm), 3875 nucleotides long. Its product is annotated as lipase 3. Lineage: Eukaryota; Metazoa; Arthropoda; Insecta; Coleoptera; Chrysomelidae. The transcript is spliced from 8 exons. Gene Ontology annotation, molecular function: hydrolase activity, acting on ester bonds. Bases 95 to 1144 code for a protein of 349 amino acids. The record is from RefSeq and is a predicted model, not a curated record. Gene Ontology annotation, biological process: lipid metabolic process.
UUCGAUAAAAAAUCUCUUUUUAUCUUAUGACAAUUGUAAGCGAUAAAGGGCAACGGUAUGUAAUCAAAAUUUAGUAUUAAAUAUUUGUGCUAAAAUGAAUACUACUGUUAUAUUACUUAUACUAGGAAUAUCAACCGUUGUUGCAUACGAUAUUGCGCAAAAUGUAAGAAGUUUUGGUUACACUUUUGAUAAGUUUGAAGUAACCACUGAAGAUGGUUACAUAUUGGAAAUCCAUCGCAUUAGUGAAAGUCCAAAUGGAAUUAAGAAUAAAAAGAGACCUCCUGUAUUAGUCAUGCAUGGUCUCCUGGGUUGCUCAGCUGAUUUUAUUCACAUUGGUCCUGGAAAAGCAUUACCGUUAAGAUUAUCUGAUGAAGGGUACGAUGUGUGGCUUGGAAACAACAGGGGAAAUACUUACUCUCAAAAACACAGUUCCACUACAAUCAAAAAUGCUUCGUUUUGGGACUUUAGCUUUCACGAGAUUGGUGUAAGAGACACACCAGCAGUCAUUGACUUCAUUUUAGACAAAACAGGAGAGAAGACCUUAUCCUACGUUGCUCACUCUACUGGAGUUGCCCAAUUUUUAAUUGCCACAUCUAUGAAACCAGAAUAUCAAAAUAAGGUUAAGAUCGCAGCUGCACUAGCUCCAGUAGUUUACCUUGACCACUCAACUAAUUUUCUUCUGAAAAUGGUAACUAAAGAUAAUUAUGCACAAAUUUUGGCUGCAGAAGAAAGUGCAAAAGCAACAGUUAUUUUAGACCACAACUCUAUAAUAUGGGAUUUAGGUUUGGGUGCCAUAUGUGGUAUGUUUAAGGAACUGUGUGCUGAUUUAAUAUUUUUACUGACUGGAUUCGAUACUGAUCAAUUAGAUAGGUCCUCUAUUAUACCAUUCUUCUCAUCAUUUCCUGCUGGUAUAUCUGUUAAGGAACUUAAUCACGUUUUACAAUGGAAAAUGAACGGUCUAUUCAGCCAAUAUGACUAUGGAAUGAUAAAAAAUAAACAAAUAUAUAACAGUAUAAAACCACCUAUUUACGAUUUAAGUAAUGUUACUGUUCCAGUAGCCUUAUUUUACGGUCAAAAUGAUCUUAUAUCAACAAGUGCGCUCAAUGGCAAAAUUCGAUGGAAUGAAAAUAGGCUCAACCGCUGAAUCCCUGAAGUAAAGCAUUUGAAAGCAUAUUAGUGACUACUGUUAUUAUUAUCUUAUUUUAUUUCUUUACAUUUCCACACUGAUGGAUUUAAAUAUUAUUAUUUAUUCCUUUGCCUGAUUUACCGACUAAAGGCAAAGAGCCAUAGGAUAACAAAGGAUUUUUAAAGCUUUCUUUAAUAUAGUAACUGUCAAUUUCAUUUGUAUUUUUUCACAAUUAUAUAGCAACAAAAACAAAAAUUGUUUCACUUUUGUAUUUUGAUAACGAUUUCGGAAGUUGAAAUCGAAAUCUAAAUAUCAAAUAAAUUUAAUUUUAAAGUAAAAUUGUGGUUUAUUCUCACCAAAGCGACUAAAUUGCUAUAAGCUGCUACAAAAAGUACCUUCAGAAUAAUUUCAAGUUGUAAAAUAGUAUGGAAGUUAAACUCAUAUUCAAUAAUUGUGCACUUUUUUUAUUCUAAAACGUCAAGGUUUAGUGGUUACGGAAUGGGACGUUUCAUCGCCGCCGGUUCAUCGCCGCUGUUUCGAUGCCGCCGGUUCAUCGCCAGUCCAUUACAUCGCCGUCCGUUUCAUCGCCGUCCGUUUCAUCGCCAGUUAGUCAGUUGAUUUUGUAUUAUGGGAGAUGACACGACACGACGUUAAAUUCGGUUCAAAACUUAUUAGAAUUCAAAAGAUAAAAAAUAUUAUUAUAUUUACUGUUCUACUUCCUCUAAAUUUUUGUACAGAAAUUUUGGGUUCUUUUCGAAUUUAAGAAACAGUUUCUCUUGGUUGGAAAUGUUGACCCUGAAAUUUAAAAGAUUAUCAAUAUAAUAUAUUUUAUAUUAUAAAAGUUUAAAAGUCUAUUAAAAGAUUAAGUAUGGCAACGGGAAUGGUCAUAUCUCGCAUUUCCUAGAAUUCCUAAUUAAUACUGAAAAUAAAUAAUAAAUGUAACUGUCGAAAAUUCGGAAAUAUAUCAGAUAGCGAUUAAAUGACUGGCGAUGAAUCGGCCGAUGAUGAAUCGGCCGGCGAUGAAUCGGCCGGCGAUGAACCGGCCGGCGAUGAACUGGCGGCAUCGAAACGGCGGCGAUGAAACGUCCUAGACCCAGUGGUUAUAAAAUUAACUGAUGGCCGGUUUCUCGCUAGAUGGCUUGCCUAAAUAUAACAGGUGCCAUGAAAACAACACCAACUGCUGUAAUAGAGAUGCUGACUGGCAUCACCUCUUUACAAAUAUAUGUCAAAGAGGUAGCGCUCUUGACGACGAUGAGAUUGCGCUCAGCGGGUGCAAACCUAGAUGUAGGAAUGAGACAAUUGAGAUGUCGUUUCGUCGUUUCUGGCGGGGUGUGCUGGAGGCAAUACAUCUGCUACAUGCAGGCCAUAGAUGCGUCUCAAUUAAACCUACGAUUGUCUUCGACAAACCCUACAAAAUCGAAACAAGACAACAUAGAAAGUUAAACGUGGCACAUGCAUAUUGCAUCUACGCCGAUGGCUUUAAAAUGGAAGAAGGCUCAGGAUGCAGGAUGUACUUCAGAUCACUGAACUGUAUAAAAUGGGGUAUAGGCAAAAAUGCCAGCGUAGUUCAGACUGAACUGGCUGGUAUCUCUGUAGCCGCAAAAGAGUUAACCCGGAAAGGUAGAGCCGGUAAAAUCACAAUAAUCUGCAGUAGACAAGCACUACUAACCCUGAACAGACCACAUAUAAUAUCAGGGCUAAUGGAGUGUCAUGAAUCACUAGCCAAAGCUUCGGAUGGUAACAUAAUCCUGAGGUGGGUUAAAGCACACAAUGGAAUAAAGGCAACCGCAUUUCUGAGCAGCUAGCUAGGAAGGCAGCAGGUCUAAGACUCUCAGGGCCUGGUGAUCUUUUUGGCUGGUCAACUGCAACAAUCGCGGAAAUUGCCACAUGUCACUUCCACACGUAAACCGUAAAAAGAUGGGAAGAACGGCCAGGAUGUAGACUUGCCAAGGUAAUACUAAGGAACCUUGGAAAGUGAGCAUCAAAAAGGUACUUAAGAAUGACCAGGAAAACCCUACGCUCGACAGGUUUUUUAACUGGCCAUUUUCGACUAAGAAAAUACAACCCCGCACUGGGACUAAUAGACACACCUAUUUGGAGGAAGUGUGAACGAGAUGACGAAACUGUCGAGCAUUUCCUAUGUGAAUGUCCGGAGUUAUCGUCAAUAUAAGAGUAAGCUUUCGGCGAGCUUUGGCCUACACCUGAUGACAUAGGGAAGAUAUCCCCUGGAAAUGGCAGGAUGAAUAAUGAGCUAAGGACGGCAACCCCCUCUACUCUACAGAUACAGAAUUGCCGGUUUCACCAACGACAAAUAAUAGUAGUUUAUUCGAUGAAUAAAUUUAGUCGACCCAUAAACUGACACAUCUACGUUUCACUAACGUCAUAUAACAUUUUAUUCAUUUUUAUUUAUCAAGAAAGUAUUUACUCUUCGAAUAAAUUGACAAGUAGAUCUCGCUUUAAAUAUCUAUAACAAAGAAAAUUCUCCAGUUUACCUUUAAAUUGUAAAAAUUGUAUUGAAACACAAUAAAAAUAUAAUCGACUAAUAAAUUUUAUUGGAUGAAUAACUAUUGUUUGAUUUAUUUCUUGUUUGGGGAAACCGGCCCUAAAUCAUUUAAAUUUAAAUAAACGAAAAUUAUAGGUCUGCUCAAUGGUAGAUUCUAAUUUUGUUUACUAUUUUUUGUUUUAGGAUGUACAACAUCUCGCAAGUGAUUUACCUAAUAUAGUCGAAAAUCAUACGAUUGAAUAUGAU